Messenger RNA from Striga hermonthica, 184 nucleotides. Lineage: Eukaryota; Viridiplantae; Streptophyta; Magnoliopsida; Lamiales; Orobanchaceae. The record is from the annotation of a GenBank genome assembly.
GGGCCAGUGUUGACGUCAUUGUCGAUAAUGCUGUUGUGGAUACCGGUAGGCCGAAAAGGCAUAUUAUGGCUGGUAGUGCAAUUAAGUCACCUUUCAAGCGGCGUGAGAUCGAUGUCGUUAAAGAACUUGACGGGAAAGAGAGAAUGGUGGUUAACUGGCUUCUCAAGAAUCAGAAUGCUGACGA